AUGUCACAAGCCCGAGUAUAUAGGCGAUUGCCCAGUGUUGCCCAGUCUACCGAGUACGUUUUUUCCGACUUUUUGUUGAAGGACCCCACGGAGGAGAAGUACAAAGGGAUGCGUCUGGAGCUGGCGGUGGACAAAAUAGUGACGUUUCUCGCCGUGGGGUUGCCUUUGUUCCUCAUCUCGCUCGCUUUUGCUCAAGAGGUGUCAGUUGGUACUCAGAUCAGCUGCUUCGCCCCCACCAACUUCUCUUGGAGACAGGCUGCAUAUGUGGAUUCAUUUUGUUGGGCAGCUGUACAGCAACAAGCUGACAGUUCACCACUAUGGCUGCACAAGUUCUUCCCAUACAUCCUGCUCUUACUGGCCAUCCUCUUAUACAUCCCGGCCCUGCUCUGGCGUUUCACUGCAGCCCCGCACCUCUCCUCGGAUCUUAACUUCAUUAUGGAGGAAUUGGAUCGCUUUUAUAAUCGUGCCAUCAGACUAGCCAAGAAUCUAGCAUCCUUAGACAACAAAGAUGCACCUGAGGACACCCAGAGCGCUUUGGACCUAACAGAGGGUUGCUUCAAAUACCCUUUAGUGGAGCAGUAUCUCAAGACCAAGCGCUUCUCCCACUGCCUGGUGGUCAAGUAUCUAGUAUGUCGGAGCCUGACUCUACUGAUCCUGCUGCUGGCCUGCAUCUAUCUCGGCUACUACAUCCGCCUGGCCUCUCUCACUGAUGAGUUUCCAUGUGACCUGCGUACAGGGGUGCUCAAGAAUGACAGUAUGGUGCCAGCCGCUGUGCAGUGUAAGCUUGUGGCGGUGGGUGUAUUCCGGCUGCUCAGCUACAUUAACCUGGGGGUGUAUGUGCUUCUUGUUCCGCUGGUGGUGUAUGCUGCUCUUGGACCAGCUCACCAGAGCUCUGGUUUUCUUCGGCCAUACGAGCUACUGCCGGGCUUCAGUGCUCUGGGUGUUGUCACACCUGUUUACAACGACCUCAGUAUCUAUCUGCUGUUCCUGGAGGAGAACCUGAGCGAGCUCAAGUCAUUCAAGUGCCUGCAGGUGCUCGAGUUGUUGCAAGAGGCUGGAGAUGAGGGGUUUGACACCAUGUGCCUCCUGCGGACUCUGGGUCAGGUGAAGACUGACGUGUUGGACAGUAAGAAGACGUGCUCACGCAAGAACAACAAAGGAACUACUAAAGCUGAAGAAUAAUCCCUCUGAGGUCAGGAGGAACCUUUUUGACUAUGAAGCUGAAGUGAAACAAAGUCAUUAUGUGUCAUAUUAACCUUCAGUGUGUUUUAUUUUACUCAAGAUAUCACUGCCUCACUACUCAUGAAUGAAUAGCUGGCCUGAUGAGGAUAAGUAGGCCUACUGUUAUUGUGGAAAAGAAGAAAUGGGAUAGAUGUACUGUAAGCACCUACCUUUGUCUGAAUUUGUGUUGGCAGAACACAGGGGGAUACUUAAUUGCAGUUAUAUAGUUUGGCCAGUGAACCCUUUACCUCUCAGAUGUUUAAUUUUUGUGUGUGAAAACGUGACAAGUAUAUAGGCCUGAAGCGAUAUGCUGCUAACUCCUGACCUUUUAUCCUUUUAUUUAUUUAAAAAAAAGAUGAAAAUCCUGUUUCUGUUUUUUUUCUGGACGGAAUAUAUUGUUUUCCUCAGUAUUCUAAAUUACCACCCGCACUGAAACAUCAUUUUAGGUACAAGCCAUGUUAAAAUGAAACUGUUAAUUCAUUUUUCAGGUGUAAGAGUUUAUUUUUUUGCCCUUUAAGAAUGAGUGACGUUGAAUUUUCUGAAUAUAGAAUUGAGGUGUACUGAGAGUUGAGUCUAGGUAAUAAAGACGUAGUGAUUGGAGCAAGUUUUUUCUACUUUCAAUUUAGGAAUGAAGCAGACAGGGAUGGUUAGGGAUGGCAAGAACCCCUAGAGCGACUUUGUCCAGAUUUUCUGAUUGUUUGUCUGUAAAUGGCUUUUGAAAACCGCUGUUCACUGUUUAUUCAUGUCGAUAGUUAAGAAGGCCAUGGGUUUUCUGAACUGAUGGAAUGAUAAUGCGCUGCAUUUUCUGACAAAGAUGAAUGAAUAUUCUUGAGGAGAAUAAAUUGUUUUUUUAAAGUA
Messenger RNA from Labrus bergylta (ballan wrasse), 2079 nucleotides. RefSeq names its product pannexin-1-like. Lineage: Eukaryota; Metazoa; Chordata; Actinopteri; Labriformes; Labridae. Gene Ontology annotation, cellular component: plasma membrane. Gene Ontology annotation, molecular function: wide pore channel activity. The record is from RefSeq and is a predicted model, not a curated record. Gene Ontology annotation, biological process: monoatomic cation transport; cell-cell signaling; positive regulation of interleukin-1 production.